AUGCCCUUUCCCUUUCUUACUACCCUGCACUUUCUGAGCUUGUUCUUUUCCUUUCAACAAAUUUCAUGUGGAAACAAUGCAACGGACUUGGAGGCCCUACUUGCAUUCAAGGCUGCCAUAGUUUCUGAUCCACACCAUGCUCUCACCUCAUGGAAUGCAGGAGCUAAUUUUUGCACGUGGAAUGGUGUCACUUGCAGUCGUAGCCACAGUGAUCGAGUUGUCUCCAUAAAGCUCAUGUACCAGGACCUGGUGGGAUCCCUCUCGCCUUUUAUAGGUAAUCUAUCAUUCCUCAGAAGCAUCAUUAUUACGAACAAUUGGUUUAGUGGCCAAAUUCCUGGAGAAGUUGGUCGUUUGAGACGCCUUGAGAAUAUAGAUCUCAGCAACAAUUCAUUUAGUGGGGAGAUUCCAAGAAACAUAACUCACUGUAGAAAUCUGCAUUUCCUUACCCUGAUCAACAACAAUCUGACAGGGAGAAUAAUUCCUGAGAUAGGUUCCCUUGUUAAGCUUCAAGGUUUAGGUUUGACAUUAAACAGGUUCCCGGGAACUAUACCUCCCUGGAUUGGAAACUUAACAUCACUGGUCCGACUGUCGAUGGCAAAUUGUGGUCUUGAAGGCCAAAUUCCAGAAGAGAUUGGUUCGUUGAGGAGCCUCCAGGUGCUUGAGCUGAGAAACAAUUCAUUGAGUGGUGAGAUUCCACGAAACCUGUCCCAAUGCAACGAUCUUCGCGUGCUUUUUUUGUACAACAACCUCCUAACAGGGAGAAUACCUGAGAUAGGAUCCCUAACAAAGCUUCAAGUUUUUGUCUUGCCAUUCAACAGCCUCUCAGGAACUAUCCCUCCAUGGAUUGGGAACUUGACAUCCUUAUCUUUGCUAUCACUGCUCCAUUGUGGUCUUGAAGGCCAAAUUCCAGAGUCACUCGCCCACCUUCAAAACCUGCAACUCCUUGAAUUAGAUGAAAACAGAUUAACCGGCAGCAUCCCAUCACAACUUUUCAAUAGCUCAAUUGCAGUGUUAUCCUUGGGAACUAAUCAGCUUCAAGGAACAAUUCCCUCUGAUGCUGGUCAUACACUUCCUAAUAUUCGCGCCCUUCAGUUGGGUCUCAAUAAUCUCAGUGGAGAAAUUCCUGUGUCUCUGCUGAACGCUUCAUCUGUAGAAAAAAUCAAUUUGGUAUCAAACAAAUUUACUGGGCCAAUGCUGAGGAACUUUGAAAGCCUUCCUAAUCUUAGCUACCUAAAUAUAGGAAACAAUAGUAUCCAUGGCGAAGUUAGCUUCAUUUCGUCUCUAACAAACUGCACCAGAUUGAAAGCUCUUAUUGUAGGAGGGAAUCUUCUAAAUGGUUCAUUGCCUGAUUCCAUUGCCAAUCUUUCCAGAAUGCUCGUUUUCUUGUCCCUGGAUAAUAAUAAAAUGCAUGGAAGACUUCCGUCUGGGAUUGAAAAUCUUCUUGAUCUCACUUUCAUGAUUCUGGGUAAUAAUUACCUUUCUGGUCCUAUUCCCCUCUCCAUUGGCAAUCUUGGUAGCCUGCAAGUACUCAUUCUUGAAGGGAACAGAUUCACAGGUGAUAUUCCCCCUUCUUUAGGUAACCUUACCUUAUUGACUGAUUUAUAUAUGGGGAACAAUCAUCUUUCCGGUUGUAUACCUCCAACUUUAGGCAACAAUAGCAACUUGCUAACAUUCAAUCUUUCGCAUAACAAUCUGAAUGGUACAAUUCCUAGAGAAAUUUUCAGCCUUUCCUUCAUCUCCAUUUCCUUCAUCCUAGCCUACAAUGAAUUAACAGGAGUUAUUCCGCCAGAGGUUGGGCAUCUAAAAAAUCUUGGAUACUUGGAUUUGUCCAACAACAGGUUAUCUGGGUCAAUUCCUAAUGUUAUGAGCAGCUGCAUGAGUUUGGAACGCCUUCACUUGGAGGGUAACUUGUUUGAAGGAGAAAUACCAAGAGCACUCGGUGAUUUAAGGGGGUUACAAGACUUGGAUCUUUCUCGAAAUCGCUUGUACGGAUCAAUUCCAAAUUCUCUUUGCGAGCUUCGUCUAUUGAUCAAUUUGAACCUGUCUUCUAAUGAGUUGCAAGGCAAAGUCCCAACAUCUGGAGUGUUCCUAAAUACCAGUGCAAUUUUUCUUGAUGGAAACUUUGAUCUAUGUGGUGGUGUUGCAGAUCUCAGAUUACAACCAUGCUCAAGAAUGAACUCCAAACACAGGAAGUUACCUAAUAAAGUGCUGAAAAUAGCAGUUCCUCUAGGAGUCCUGGGAGUCAUAUGUUCGAUACUUUUGGUUCUUUUCUGUGUAUUGAUGUACAGAAGAAAAUCUAAGGGACAAAGUCUGACAUCAGUGCCAUCAAUGGAAGGACAGUUUGCCAGGCUUUCUUAUGCAGACCUGCUGAAAGCCACGAGUGGAUUCUCCCGGAACAAUUUGAUUGGUGUUGGCAGAUUUGGCUCGGUUUACAAAGGAGCUUUAGACGAUGGAAUGGCAAUGGUUGCAGUAAAAGUUCUUGAUCUUGAUGUCAGAGGAGCUACAAAGACAUUCGUGGCGGAAUGCAAUGCGCUAAGAUGGAUGAGGCACAGGAAUCUUGUCAAGAUAAUAAGUGUUUGUCUAAGCCUAGAUUUUCAAGGCCAGGACUUCAAGGCGUUGGUGUAUGAGUAUAAGUCCAACGGGAGUCUUGAGGAAUGGCUGCAUCACAAUCCAAUUGAUCAAGGAGAAGAGGACAGAGGCCUUACAAUGAUUCAGAGACUGAAUAUAGCAAUCGACAUUGCAUGUGCACUUGAGUACCUACAUUUUGGUACUGAUUCAGUUGUUAUUCAUGGUGAUCUGAAACCGAGUAACAUUCUUUUGGAUGAUGACAUGACGGCCUGUGUUGGAGACUUUGGAUUAGCCACAGUUGUUCUGAGCAUUUCAAAAGAGCUUCUGACUAAGGAAAGCAAUUCAAGUGUAAUCAAGGGAACUAUUGGGUACAUUGCACCGGAAUACGGCAUGGGGGAGAUGGUUUCAACACAAGGGGAUGUAUACAGUUUUGGCAUUCUUCUACUGGAGAUGUUCACCAAGAUAAGGCCAACUGAUGGAGCUUUCAACGACCACUCCAAUCUUAGUAGUUUUGUUUCCAGUGCCUUGCCAGACUCUAUGAUGGACAUUCUUGAUCCUGUCAUUGUUCAAGAAAUCCGAAUGGGUGAUGAUCACAAGGCUAAGGAGACUAUGCUUUACAUGCUGGAAAUUGGAGUAGCAUGUUCUAAUAAGUCUCCAAGGGAUCGAUUGGCAAUGACAAAUGUUGUAACUGAGCUUAGCCAAAUAAGGAGUGGAUAUCUUGCUGAAAGGAUGAGGUGAACUUUAAAAUGUUCAGAUAGUUUUUCAUGUUAAAAUUAUGGACAAUGUAAGAGCUGCAUUUUGUGUUUCACUCAAGCUGUUAGUUGAAUAGGGUGUGAUUGUAAAUACAGUCUGUUGUAGAUACAGAAAGUGGAUGAUCAUGAUUUUGGGCAAUCUUUAGCAAUAGAUGAAACACAAAGAAGCUUUCAAGAA
This is a messenger RNA of Andrographis paniculata, 3498 nucleotides long. RefSeq names its product probable LRR receptor-like serine/threonine-protein kinase At3g47570. The record is from RefSeq and is a predicted model, not a curated record. NCBI's taxonomy places the organism in Eukaryota, Viridiplantae, Streptophyta, Magnoliopsida, Lamiales, Acanthaceae. The transcript has 2 exons. Gene Ontology annotation, molecular function: protein binding; ATP binding; protein kinase activity. Gene Ontology annotation, biological process: protein phosphorylation. The coding region runs from base 1 to 3306 and encodes 1101 amino acids.